UUUAUUGACAUUAUUUGUAUACUCACCAAUAGCAAGACGUAUCUCGAGGCAUGGGUAAAGCAUCAACUAUUGGUAUCCCAGUAGCCAUUGGCAUUGGUGUGGUUGCCGUGACUGCUAUACUUGCCAAGAUCUUCCUGUUUGGAAACAAGAAGAAAAAAUCACCAGUCACUCUCGAAGAACCAGACAGAAAAUAUCCACUGAAACUAAUAGACAGAGAGGAAGUUAGUCCAGAUACAAGGAGAUUUCGUUUUGCUUUACCCAGCCCUGAACAUAUACUGGGACUACCAGUUGGUCAACAUAUAUAUUUGACAGUGAGGAUUGAUGGUCAGUUGGUAAUCAGACCUUACACACCAGUGUCCAGUGAUGAUGACAAAGGAUUUAUGGAUUUGGUUAUCAAGGUGUACUUCAAAAAUGUGCAUCCCAAGUUUCCAGAAGGAGGUAAAAUGUCUCAAUACUUGGAGAGCAUGGAGAUAGGAGAUUUUAUUGAUGUUAGAGGACCAAGCGGUCUCUUGGUUUAUGAUGGACAAGGAGUUUUCCAGAUUAAGUCUGACAAGAAAGCUGCACCAGAGACUGUGAUGGCUAAGAAAGUUGGAAUGAUAGCUGGAGGUACUGGUAUUACACCUAUGUUACAGCUUGUCAGGGCUAUCUUUAAAGAUAAAAAUGACAACACAGAGAUUUCACUUCUCUUUGCUAACCAGACUGAGAAUGAUAUAUUACUAAGGACGGAGUUGGAAGAAAUUGCUGCUGAACAACCAAAUAGAUUUAAAUUGUGGUUUACGUUAGAUAGGCCUGAAGAAGGCUGGAAGUAUAGUAAAGGAUUUAUAAGUGCUGAUAUGAUUAAGGAUCACCUACCUCCACCAGAUGGCGAUACUCUUAUUCUGAUGUGUGGACCACCUGCCAUGAUCAAUUUUGCUUGCCUACCUAACCUGGACAAACUUGGGUAUACACCCAAGAUGAGAUUUGCCUACUAAGACCAAUACUAAAUAUAAGUUAUUAUUUGUAGUUCCUAUGACAACAUAUAUUAGUGUAUUAUCAUGCAAGGGUAAUAUUGAAAGAAGAAAGCUUGCAUGUGUAGAAUUAUGUGGUAUUUAUAUUAGAUAUUGUUGCAAUAUUAUAACCAAAAAAAUGCUAACUUUUUGUCUUCUUCCUUCAUCUGGUUCUAAAUAUAUGAUAAUACCACAACAAAUACAUGUAAUAUAUAGUCAAAGGAAACAAUUCAAAAACAUGGGAUAAGAUAUUUAUUGAUGACGUUUCUUGAAUUAUAACAUAAAAAUGAAAACAAAAUUUUUUGGAUAAAGCUAUAAAAAAAAAUAGUAAUGUUAAAAACUAUACACUUAACCUUUUGCCUAUACAUGUACAUUGCAGAUUCUUGGUUUUUUAUUAAGUAUACUCUUUCUCUUGAGGUCUUGACUUCAACAGACAAAAUGCGGCCUUAAAGUAUGAGUGAGGGAUGGUUACUAGUGAGAAUGCAAUAACAAGGAAACUACUGUUCUUAUGUAAAAAUAAACUAACAUUAUAGAGGAGAGACAUUUCUUAAAAAACACUUUAUACAUCACAUCUUGUAAAAUUCCGACAUUUAUAAAUACUUUAAAAUGCUAUGGUGUUGAUUAAAAAAAUAUGGUAUAAUGCUGGCAGCAACAUACAUGUUAUGGGAAAGUCUGUGUGCAUUUAGUGAUUAUAUGUAUUUAUUUGUGAUAGGCUGAUUAUUACAAGUGUGUGAACAGUGCUAUAUUAUUUAUGAUUGUGGCAAUGAAACUAUUUGGUGCAAAAAUGCAAUAAAAAUAUGCAAUGCAUGACAAAUACUUGUUGAUAUUAUAUAAAAGAUGAAGAAUUGCAUAUUAAAGGAAUGAAAAAUGGUUUUUGAGCUUUUUUAUUUUCUUAUUGGAACAUUUUUGAAUUCUUUACUGAAACUAUGAUAUUAAAGUUACAACAAUAAGCUUUAAUAUUGAAAUUGUAUCUGUUAUAAGCUAUUAUAUUUAUUAGAUAAUUUUUUUAACAGUUAAAAGUUGGAAAUAUAAAUAAUGAAAACAAUGGGUACAUAUGAUGUUUGGUGUAGGCAAUGCAUAGAUAUUAUAUGAAGUUUUUGUUACAAGCUUUUCUAUUAUUUUUAUUAAAAUUCUUUGAAUAUUUUGUA
Mytilus californianus (California mussel) is the source of this 2134-nucleotide messenger RNA. RefSeq names its product NADH-cytochrome b5 reductase 3-like. The transcript has 8 exons. NCBI's taxonomy places the organism in Eukaryota, Metazoa, Mollusca, Bivalvia, Mytilida, Mytilidae. Gene Ontology annotation, molecular function: FAD binding; oxidoreductase activity. The record is from RefSeq and is a predicted model, not a curated record. Gene Ontology annotation, cellular component: mitochondrion. Bases 51 to 971 code for a protein of 306 amino acids.